AUGGCCAAGCUAAGGCAUGGUGGUGUGGUUCUAGAACUGAAGAAACCCUACUUUACGUGGCAAGUCUUAUGUGUGAUGAAAGCUCUAUUUGACCUUACGGCAUCGCAGGAAAUUUACGCACCGCAUUCCAUAAGAAUGGAGGGAGACCUGACCCUUGGCGGCCUCUUCCCUGUGCACGCCCGGGGGAUCCCGGGGGAACCGUGUGGGGACAUCAAGAAAGAGAACGGGAUCCAUCGUCUCGAAGCUAUGAUGUACGCCUUGGACCAAAUCAACAGUGAUGACGAUCUUCUUCCCAAUGUCACCCUAGGUGCCCGGGUACUGGAUACGUGUUCGAGGGACACCUAUGCCCUGGAGCAGUCCCUGACUUUUGUGCAGGCACUCAUACAAAAAGACACGUCGGAUGUGAGGUGUACUAACGGUGAACCACCAGUGUUCGUCAAGCCAGAAAAAGUUGUGGGAGUGAUAGGAGCUUCAGCGAGUUCUGUAUCGAUCAUGGUGGCGAAUAUAUUACGUCUGUUUCAGAUUCCUCAGAUCAGCUAUGCCUCCACGGCCCCGGAGUUGAGCGAUGACCGACGGUAUGACUUCUUCUCCCGUGUGGUGCCCCCGGACUCGUUCCAGGCCCAAGCCAUGGUGGACAUAGUCAAGGCCAUGGGCUGGAACUAUGUAUCUACCGUCGCAUCAGAAGGAUCCUAUGGAGAGAAGGGAGUGGAUGCCUUCCAACAGCUGUCCAGAGAAGCAGGUGGGAUCUGCAUCGCUCAGUCCUUGAAGAUCCCUCACAAUCACAAGCAGGAGAACUUCGACAAGAUCGUCAGGCUGCUUCUGGACACCCGUUACGCUCGGGCAGUCGUCCUUUUCACCUCAGAUGAGGACAUACGGGGUAUCCUGAAUGCCAGUAAGAGGGCGGACCAGGUGGGUCAUUUCCUGUGGAUCGGUUCAGACAGCUGGGGAGCCAAGAACAGCCCUGUCCAUCAGUUAGAGGAAGCAGCAGUGGGAGCUGUCACUAUCCUGCCAAAAAGAACAACCAUUGCCGGGUUUGACGCAUACUUCACAUCGCGGACUCUGGAGAACAACCGCAGGAACGUUUGGUUCGCAGAAUACUGGGAGGAGAACUUCAACUGUAAACUAAUGAGUUCCUCCAAGAAGGAAGACACCAGCAGGAAGUGCACAGGCCAGGAGCGGAUCGGGAUUGACUCGAAGUACGAACAGGAGGGGAAGGUUCAGUUUGUGAUCGAUGCGGUGUACGCUAUGGCCCAUGCCCUUCACAACAUGCAGAGAGACCUGUGUCCCGAUGUCUCAGGGAUCUGUGAAGAUAUGGACCUAGCUGGGGGCAAGAAACUGCUCAAGUACAUCCGCAGUGUCACCUUCAAUGGUAAGUAUACUAAUGCCAACACAUCAAUCAAUCGACCAAUCAAUCAACCAAUUAAUCCAUCAUUCAACCAAUCAAUCAAUAUAAUUGAGGACGUGCAGUGGCCUAACGGACAGACAGAGAUUCCCAGCUCUGUGUGUAGUCUGCCCUGCAGGACAGGAGAGAGGAAGAAGGCAGUGAAAGGCAUGCCGUGUUGCUGGCACUGUGAGCCCUGUGAUGGCUACCAGUAUCAAUAUGAUGCAACAUCCUGCAAGCUGUGCUCCUACAACAUGAGGCCCAACCCCAACAGGACUGCAUGCCAGCCCAUCCCCAUCGUGAAGCUGGAGUGGCACUCCCCCUGGGCAGUGAUACCUGUCUUCCUCGCCAUGCUGGGCAUCAUCGCCACCAUCUUCGUCAUGGCAACCUUUGUCCGCUACAAUGACACACCCAUCGUGCGCGCGUCGGGCCGCGAGCUGAGCUACGUCCUUCUCACCGGGAUCUUCCUAUGUUACAUCAUCACCUUCCUCAUGAUUGCCAAGCCUGAUGUCGCCGUCUGUUCAUUCCGACGGAUCUUCCUAGGUCUCGGUAUGUGUAUUAGCUACGCGGCACUCCUCACCAAGACAAACCGUAUCUACCGCAUCUUCGAAGAGGGUAAGAAGUCGGUGACAGCACCCAGGCUGAUCAGUCCGACCUCCCAGCUGGCUAUAACCACUUGCCUGAUUGCCAUUCAGCUCCUGGGAGUGUUUAUCUGGUUCGGGGUGGACCCCCCCAACACCAUCAUCGACUAUGACGAACAGAAAACCGUCAACCCCGACCAAGCCAGAGGAGUACUGAAAUGUGACAUCACCGACCUGCAGAUUAUAUGCUCGUUGGGUUAUAGCAUCCUACUCAUGGUCACGUGUACAGUGUACGCCAUCAAGACGCGGGGCGUCCCGGAGAGCUUUAACGAGGCUAAACCCAUUGGAUUCACCAUGUAUACCACCUGUAUAGUCUGGCUAGCCUUCAUACCCAUCUUCUUUGGGACAGCGCAGUCCGCAGAAAAGCUGUACAUCCAGACCACCACCCUCUGUAUCUCUAUGAAUCUCAGUGCCUCGGUGGCCUUAGGGAUGCUCUACAUUCCUAAAGUCUAUGUCAUCAUCUUCCACCCGGAGCUUAAUGUCCAGAAGAGGAAGAGGAGCUUCAAGGCGGUGGUGACAGCUGCGUCCCUGACCACACGCCUCUCACACAAGACCAGUGACAGGCCCAAUGGAGAGGCUAAGACGGAACUUUGUGAAAACGUCGAUCCAAACAGUGACCUGUUCUCACCUCCAGACCUCAACCCCUCCUUCACCUAA
Molecule: messenger RNA, 2679 nt
Organism: Salvelinus namaycush (lake trout)
Lineage: Eukaryota; Metazoa; Chordata; Actinopteri; Salmoniformes; Salmonidae
Gene: grm7
Product: metabotropic glutamate receptor 7
Exons: 10
Coding region: 1-2679 (892 amino acids)
Biological process (GO): regulation of synaptic transmission, glutamatergic; G protein-coupled glutamate receptor signaling pathway
Cellular component (GO): membrane
Molecular function (GO): group III metabotropic glutamate receptor activity
Source: RefSeq, a predicted model, not a curated record